Bursaphelenchus okinawaensis is the source of this 3789-nucleotide messenger RNA. The record is from the annotation of a GenBank genome assembly. Lineage: Eukaryota; Metazoa; Nematoda; Chromadorea; Rhabditida; Aphelenchoididae.
AUGUCAGUCCAAUCCAAACUUGCGCGUUGGUAUCUCCAAUUAAGAUAUGGCCAAAGUAAGACUCCGAAGGUAUUGUUGGCCUUGGUGGUUUGUGCCAUUACUGGCAAAAUAAUCAGUCAGGUUUUCUUGAAUAGAGGUUGUCCUAAAGGUAAGUCCACGUUCUUAGUCAUAUCAUGGCAAUAAGUCAUCGUUCUCAGUCAAAAAAGUAAGAAGAAUAUCAUGGCAAUUACUAAAAUAUUGUAGUAAUUGCCCUUAAGUUACCAAAUAGAUCUCAGUAUUAUAGUACUUGCCUUAUGCUACUAUUAGGUUGUUAAAAUAAUUAUGUGCCCUUUUCAAAGAAAAUUUUCGGGUUUAGGAAGCACAGAAUUAUUUGAACAACCUAAUAUAAAAAGCUAACAAAGUAUGUCCUAUCAAGGUAUUUACCAUGCCCUAUUCUUGUCUGGUAAACCAUUUUCCCCACUUCAAGCCAGACCCUACUAAACUGACCUUUACCGUAGACCUUAAUCAUACAGAUGUUAACAAUCCAUUACUGUGGACUUUUAACACUUUUUGGCAAAAAAUUAAGCCUCAAACCUUCCACUCCGUUUGUAAUUGAAAAAAAAUUAAUGACUAGAGUUAUAUUGUUUUAGUCGAACAUGUCAAAAAGAGUAAGAGAAAGAAUGCAAUCAACCCAGAAUUCUUCAAACAGUUCCAAUACCUUCUCAAGAUCAUGAUACCCAAGUUCUUCUGCAGAGAAACUGGCAUUAUUGGUAUGUUUUACAGAUGCUUUCACUAACUUGUAGGUCGUAGAUGUGUUUCUGAAUGGUAAAUAUCAAGUUGUUCAAGUAAUUCUGUGCUCCCUAAUACCGGAAAUUUGCUUUGAGAUAGAGCACAGAAUUAUUUGAAUAACCCAAUAGAAAUUGUUUUUUCGAAUUGUAACUACUAUGAUUCUACUGAAGAUAUAUCAUUUACUUUUUUGUAAAAUACGGUCCCUUUAUCACCGAUCAAUAAAUAUAUUGUAGACCUAUUAUCUAUUAUUAACAACAAUAUCACAUUUAGGUAUCCACUCCUUCGUACUAAUCAGUAGAACUUUCCUGUCCAUCUACGUAGCUGCCUUGGAAGGUCGUAUGAUCAAAGCCAUCGUACAAACCAACGUAUCACAGUUCACGUGGUUAAUGUGCAAAUGGAUUAUGGUAGCUGUGCCAGCGACUUUAGUAAACUCUUUGAUCCGAUUCUUCGACUCUUACAUUGGUUUAGUGCUCAGGGAACGGCUCAGCAAACAUGCUUACAAGCUUUACUUUGAGGUAAGUGGCUUUGUAUAUAUAUAUUUGACCCAACUCCUAAUUUGAGUCAUAUAUCUUUAUGUGAUUGAUCUAGCUACAACAAUAUAACACGAUCGUUGACGUAAAGGUACUCAUAGUACAGUAUUACGUCAAGAACGUUAGUAAAUCACUAGUUUACAGACCAUAAACAAAUAAUGUAAUUUCAGAACGACGUAUACUACAAAGUGUCGAACGUCGACACCAGACUGUUGAACGUAGACCAAUGUCUGACCGAAGAUAUAUCCAUGUUCUCGAGUCAAGUAGCCCACCUCUACUCCCAAAUCACCAAGCCAUUGUUUGAUAUUGCCCUAAUCACGUAAGUGGCUACAGUAACAUUAGCAUCUUCGUUUAGGAUCACACUUGAAUAUUUGGUAAAAACACUGAUACUAUCAGAAUCACCAUAGCCAGAGCUUUGCUCAUAGCCUCGCUUCUAUUCCUAUCCCUAGUUUUGGCCCUAGCCCUAAAUAUUCUGAUAGUAUCAAGUUAGGCAUAGAUAACAUCAGAAUCUGAUGGUAGAUCAAUAUGAAAACUAACACAUUCUUUGUUUAGGAUAACACUGAUCAACUACGCACGACGAAGAGAAGUGGGUAAUACAGUUAUGAUACCAGUAGUACUGGCAUGCGUUAUAGUAUCAGCUACUGCAAGGAUACUAAAGAAGGUCUCUCCACGGUAAGUCGAAAUCGCUACUAUUUUGUAUUCUGAGAUCGUGCAUAAUAUUAUACUUUGAAUAGAUAUAUAAGGAAUAUACGAUUAUUAACGCUGCGUUAAUAUCUUUAGGUUUGACAACAUGAUAGCGAAGGAAGCCCAUCUAAAAGGUCAUUUACGGUACCUACACUCAAGAGUCAUCACAAAUUCUGAAGAAAUCGCUUUUUACAAAGGACAACAGGUAAGAAACGACAACUUAUAUACUGUCGUUAAAUAAUGACACCGCCAUACCUAUAUUUACAACUAAUAGUUAUAGGUAUUGAAUAUCAUUUCACCCAUACCCACAACAAAUAUUCGAAUUUCAGGUAGAGCACAACCUUCUGAAGAAGGCCUUCAAAGACCUAUAUGACCAAACCCUUUACAUCUUCAAAAAACGUAUCCCCUACGUAGCCAUCGAACAGUUCCUAAUGAAGUACGUUUGGUCAGCUACAGGCAUGGCAAUGAUCGCCAUUCCCAUCCUGUUCACCCACAACACCAAGAUCGACAACGACCCUGAUGGUGGAGUAAGUGAGCGAACCAGAGGCUUUGCUACCGCCAAAAAUCUACUGUACUCUUCGGCCGACGCCGCCGAGAGGUUGAUGGUAUCUUACAAAGAGAUCAACGAGUUGGCAGGAUAUACCGACAGAGUACAUCAGAUGUUCAAGGUGAUCGAGGAAGUCAAGAACAACAAGUUCGAGCGAGUGGGUGAUGUUGAACAGCGAGGAGAGAAGUAUGACAUCAGCAAGGUAGAGGGUAGUAUCAUCGAGAGUAGUGGGUUGAUCGAGACCACUGACAUGCCUAUUGUCACACCGAAUGGAGAUGUUAUUGUCAACAACUUUAACGUUAAAGUAAGUUGAUUAUAAAUGGCAUUGUAGUAAACCUUAUGAUAGACGUUAGAUUUACUUUUACCUUACCAUAGAGCAGACUCUGGUUACAAAAAACAAUACAUUACCAAUUAUAUGUUUACUAUAGCAACAGUUACUGUAAAAAAGUAUUUAAAUACUAAAUUUGUACAUUUCAGAUCGAGCCGGGCACCCAUGUCUUCAUAACCGGCCCCAAUGGCUGUGGUAAAUCUUCGUUCUUCCGUGUCCUAGGCGGACUAUGGCCAGUAUAUUCUGGUACUCUCAAGUGUCCCAAACGCAACCAAAUGUUCUACAUUCCACAACGACCAUACAUGACAUUGGGGACGUUGAGGAAUCAGAUCAUAUACCCAGAUAGUCACGCUGUCAUGAAGAGUCGCGGAUUCACUGACCACGAUCUCAUGCGGAUUCUGGAUACUGUAACAUUGGGGCAUAUAGUGGAAAGGGAGGGAGGUAAGGGCUUCAAUUAUAUUUUUUUUAGAUUUUAAAAUGGCUGCUUUAAAUAAAAGCGUAUUUUACACUUUCUAUAGGCUACAGUUUCAUUAUCCUUUAUAUAUUGGUACUGACAUGUAUAUUAUCCAUGAUGUAAAUAUUAAAAAAUGAAUCAAACACUUAUAUUACCCACCCUUUCAGGCCUCUCGGCCCACUCCGACUGGAUGGACGUGCUUUCCGGAGGUGAGAAACAGCGUCUAGGCAUGGCCAGAGUACUGUACCAUCAGCCAUUGUACGCUCUUCUUGAUGAAUGCACUUCGGCCGUAUCUAUCGAUGUAGAAGGCAAGAUAUACCAAGCGAUUAAGGAUGUUGGUGUGACAUUACUAACCAUCUCACAUCGCCCAUCCCUGUGGCACUUCCACUCCCAUCUUCUGAAGUACGAUGGCUACGGAGGCUACGAGUUUGGAAAGAUGAAGGAAUCUGACCUGCCAAGUGUUCAGAACGGUCAUUAA